CCUAAUUUAGGUUUCGUUAGGAAUUAGCUUAUUUCCUUUGGAAUUACUGUCGUCUGGCGCACAACAUUCCAGUGAAAUCUGGAGAAAACCCUUUUCUUUAACCGGUUUCUGCAAAUACCCCACCACGGAACUACAACAAAGAGGGGAAUGACGAGGGUUUUUUUUGUUUUUUUUUUUUUUUUACGGAACCGCAAUGAGAACAGCAGCACUGAUUCCCCUGCCAAAGCUGAGGGAGAUGCGUCAAGAAAUUAGCAGCUGAACGAUCACAUUGUUACAAUGGCGUUUUUAUUCUUCGGUUUCUCCACCUAAUAAUAACGGGGGUUAUUUUCAAGGCAGGAAUGAAAUCCUGUAGGGAUUGUAGGGUUUUGGUUUUUUUUUUCCUUUCGUAUGUGUGCGACUGAGGGCAGUGUGCGUGUGUGUGCCUGGCGUUUCCCACAAGUGGGUCACGUCAGGCGAGUUGUGACACUGCAGCGGCGGCGGGGACAGCCCGGCGCUGCCUCCGGAGCUCCGCGGAGCCUCGCCGGCUCGGGGCUCUCGCCCGAAUGGGACAUGCCGGGCGUGCCGCAGUUUUUAAUGGGCUGGAGCAAGGCACGACGGGAGCACGGUUGUGGCUGUGCACUAAGUCAUCCCAGCGUGGGUAGGGGCCAGCGCUUGCACGUGGGGAAUUUUGCUGCUUUGUGGCUUGAUUUGUAAGAGUUUUGCUGCUUGGGUAUUUGGUUUAUGGCCUUACUAAAAAUUAGGAGUAGGCAAAUAACUAUGCUGUGUAUUUCUUUAUCACAAGGAUGGCUUUUCUGAAGUUUCCCCUUUUUUCUCCUUUUCCUUUUCCCCCCCUUUUUUUUUUUUGUUUGUUUGUUUUUGGUGAGAGCAGAGAAACAGUUUCUGCAGAAUGUUUAAACUUCUUUUAAGGAGCUCUAUUUUGAAAGUUGCUCCUUUAAAACAUGACAGCUUGUCUAUUUCAUUUUAUUUCAUCUUGAUUGCCUUGGUAGGCCUUUUGAGUCAAGGAUCUGUAAUGUGACAGUGCACUGUCUGCAUUGCUUUUCUUGACUGAUUGCUCUCAUGAUCAUUUUUAUUUUGGAAGAGUAUUGAUAAUAUAAUAAUACCGUUUCUUCCAUCUGUCCUUCCACUUCAGAAUGCUACCUUGACUUCCAUAAAGCUAAAAUCAGCCAAGUCUCUGAGUAAAUAGAUAAAAAUCAGUUUGUAAAAACUAACUGUAUGGACAGAAUUAAGUAUAUUACAGAGUUGUAUUAGUUCUUGAUCCAUGUGAAGCUGGCAUGGACCUAAGCCAAGUAAAAGGUGUGGGUGUUUAGUUCUUUUCAGAGGUUGUAAAACCUGAUUUUGGAUGCCUCAGAUUUAUUUUUUUUUUGGUCCGAGUGGUAGAAGGAUGUUACCAGAACUGCGAUUUGAGCAAAGAGACACACAGUUGAGAAGGAUUAAGUGAAGGGACAAGGCUGGGCACCAGCUUUUCUUUGAGAAUUUGAAUUCCCAAGAUGGAACUGAAAAAUUGAUUCUGUUAGCUUUGAUGCCAGAAUCGGGUCCUGAGGUAAAUGUCAGCUGGAAUGUUUUGGAAGGACUGAGAGGAGUUUCUGUCCUUCUUGAAAUCUUACAGAAAAGUGAACAGCUGGAAUUGCUUCCUAGCCUUUAUGGUAGCAGAGGCCUUGGGGUGCUUCCAGGGAGCUGAAGGUGUUCCUGUGGUGCUUGCAAGAAGCAGCUCUGGUAUUUCUUGCGUCACGGAGCUGCUGUUGCAGGUACAGAGCGCUGUGGUGUUCCUUCCUUUGUGUGGCUGUGCUCACCUCUGCUCAGAAGAGCAAGGAGGAGGAAACAGUGUUUUCUCAUCUCCUAGUUAGAAUGCUCAAACACUGAAGUGUUUUCAGGAAUCUUUUUGUAUUUUUUUUUUCCUCAGCCACGGACAAGUUACUUUAUGUCUUUUUGGAUUGCAGAUUCUGAUUUGGACACUUUUAUUAUUUCAGUUCAGUUAAUUCCUGUUUUAAGUGCCUGCAUCCUCUUUCAGUCAUCAUCUUGCAGCAAAUUUCUGUGGGUGUGAGGCCUGUGUCCUUGUGGAGCACUUCCAAACUCUUUUUGGUCCUGCACAGGGGUAAGAGGUGGCUGGGUCUGUAUGCUGAAGCACAUUUUGAGAAACAUUUAGUAAGAGGAAAAAAAAAAAAACCCAUUGAAAUUUCUUUCUAGUCUGGAACAAGCACCAAAACAAAUGUUGGUUGUCUUUUUAAGACUCAGACUUUUAAGGCCAUGUGCCAGGAAGUGUCUUUGAUUUGUUGGAGCCUGAGCCUUUGUUAUGAGCACAUUUUGCCAGUGUAGGUGAGAAGACCUGACCAGUGCAGAAGAGGACAGAAUUAUGUGGUGUGCUGGGCUGUCACUGCUGUGAAACUGCAAUUCUUGAACACCACAGGGACAUUUUGGGUUUGGAAUCUGUUGCCUGGAAUCCAGAAAACGAGAAAAACUGGGAAGAGAUGGUGUCAGCAGGCACUUAGAGGAAGCUGGAAAGUAGUGAUGGAGACCUCUGCCUGUCAGGGGUGAGGAAGAUAGAAGGACAGUGAAAGUCUGCCUCACUUAGUGAAGUGAGGAAUUUAGGGAGUGGAUAGGACAGAGAAAGCACAGGCAUGAAUCAUGAGGAGCAGGAAUUCGUGGUGGAGUGGUCAGGUAGGUGGUGAAAGCAGGAAGCAGAGGAAAUGAAUGCCAGUUCUUCAGGUGGUGAACUGACGCUUCAGGCUGGUCAGGUCGCAGCAGAUGGCAGGCUGAUGUGUGUGAUAAUACAGCCUUCAAAAGCACAGGCACAAAGGGCAGCUGAACUUUUCCCAGAGAUCCAGACAGAGCUCCAUCUUAUGUAUGUGUAGUCUGAGGAGAGAGGCAGUUUUAUUUCUGCCAAACCUUAGUACCCCUUUGUCUCCUGCCAUAAAAAAACCCCUCCUCAUUGUCCAUACAAUGUUUACUACAAAUUGAUGAGUAGCAGAGGUUUGUGUGAGUGAUGGGAGGGUACUGUAGUUAGAAGAUGGAGGGAUGAAAUGAGCAGGGGGUGUAAUGAACAUGAUAUUGGUGCAGGCACACCAAAAGUUGGAAAAGAAGCAACAGAAGAGAAGAAAGUACACAGGCAACACAGAAAAUAUGACAAGAUGAAUAGGAAGGACACUGGUAGUAGACUGGGUGGGUGUACACCAAAUAGAUGGGAGGAAAGCAACUUGGGUAUGAAUAAUUCUUGCUAGAAUUACUGUAUGGGAUUUUGUUACUCUGUUCUUGUUUCUGUGGCAUGGCAGAAGUUGAUUGCUAUCAGUCAAGCUAUUUCUUGUGUCUGAGGCUGAGAAACACUUUUCUUCUGCUCUUGGUUCUGAAAAAAAGCAUUGGGUGAAGAGCUGUUCCCCUUCAUAGUGGGCACUUUGGGUGGAUGUGCUUGACAGAAUAACUGGGAGGCAAUUUGUGUCCAGUUGAAUACCACAAUGACUUGUUAGCACAGAUGUCUUUAAAACAUGGAGGCCUUCCAGCUGAGCAUCACACAAAUACAGAACACCUUGGAAAGUUACUUGUGUUCCACUAUUUUUCUUCCAGUUCUAUGUCUGGCUAUAUUUCUCUCCUUCAGCUUCUGUAAAAGAGAAGGCCUGAGUGACUGCACUGGAGGCUGGACAAUACCCCAAAGGAGAGUUCCAGAGACACUGUGACUGAUGAGAGUUCAAGGCCAUGGAUGAAGAUGGGCUUGAAUUGCAGCCACAUGAGCCAAAUGCAUUUUUUGAUCCAACAGGAGCUGAUGCAGCACACAUGGAUGGAGAUCAGAUUGUUGUGGAAGUACAGGAAACAGUAUUUGUUUCAGAUGUGGUUGACUCAGAUAUAACUGUGCAUAAUUUUGUUCCUGAUGAUCCAGACUCCGUAGUAAUCCAGGAUGUCAUUGAGGAUGUUGUCAUCGAGGAUGUUCAGUGCCCAGAUAUCAUGGACGAGCCAGACGUGUCUGAAACAGUCAUUAUUCCUGAGCAAGUGCUGGACACAGACGUAGCUGAAGAGGUUUCUUUGGCUCAUUGCACUGUCCCAGAUGAUGUUUUAGCUUCUGACAUAACAGCAGAGACAAUGUCUAUACCAGAACAUGUACUGACAACUGAGUCAAUGCAUGUACCUGAAGUUGGACACGUAGAACAUGUAGUUCAUGAUAACGUGGAAGAAGCAGAUAUUGUCACUGACACUCUGGGAACAGAUGUUGUUUCUGAGGAAGUCUUGGUGGCAGACUGUGCAUCAGAGGCAGUGAUUGAUGCCAAUGGAAUCCCUGUGGAACAUCAAGACGAGAAGGGCAACUGUGAUGAUUACCUUAUGAUUUCCUUGGAUGAUGCUGGUAAGAUAGAACACGAAGGUUCUGCUGAAAUUACCAUGGAAGCAGAGUCAGAAAGUGGCUCUUGUAAAGUGGAUGGCAUUUGUCCAGAAGUCAUCAAGGUCUAUAUAUUCAAAGCAGACCCUGGAGAAGACGAUUUAGGGGGCACAGUAGACAUUGUGGAGAGCGAGCCAGAGAAUGAUCACGCAGUUGGAUUGCUCGAUCAGAACAGCAGUAUUCGUAUUCCAAGGGAGAAAAUGGUUUACAUGACUGUAAAUGAUUCUCAGCAUGAAGACGAAGACUUAAAUGUUGCAGAAAUAGCUGAUGAGGUUUAUAUGGAGGUGAUUGUAGGAGAGGAGGAUGCUGCAGCCGCCCAUGAACAGCAAAUCGAUGACACCGAAAUUAAAACUUUCAUGCCCAUAGCUUGGGCAGCAGCUUAUGGUAAUAAUAACGAUGGCAUCGAAAGUCGGAACGGCACUGCAAGUGCUCUUUUGCACAUAGAUGAGUCAUCUGGACUUGGGAGGCUGGCCAAGCAAAAACCAAAGAAGAAGAGGAGACCUGAGUCCAGACAGUAUCAGACAGCAAUAAUCAUUGGUCCCGACGGUCAUCCACUGACAGUCUAUCCCUGCAUGAUUUGUGGAAAGAAAUUUAAAUCCAGAGGUUUCUUGAAAAGGCACAUGAAAAACCACCCGGAGCACCUUCUUACUAAGAAGAAAUACAGAUGCACAGACUGUGAUUACACUACGAAUAAAAAAAUAAGUUUACAUAACCACUUGGAGAGUCACAAGCUGACCAACAAGACGGAAAAGCUUAUUGAAUGCGACGAGUGUGGGAAAACCUUCUCUCACGCGGGAACUUUAUUUACUCACAAGAUGGUGCACAGGGACAAAGGAGUUAAUAAAAUGCACAAGUGCAAAUUCUGCGAUUAUGAGACAGCAGAACAAGGGUUACUGAGUCACCACCUGUUGGCCGUCCACAGCAAGAACUUUCCUCACAUUUGCGUGGAGUGUGGCAAAGGGUUUCGUCACCCGUCGGAGCUCAAGAAGCACAUGCGGAUCCACACCGGCGAGAAGCCCUACCAGUGCCAAUAUUGUGAAUACCGAUCUGCCGACUCUUCCAACUUGAAAACCCACGUAAAGACUAAACACAGUAAGGAAACGCCGCUCAAGUGCGAUAUUUGUUUCCAGACUUUUUCAGAUACCAAAGAGCUGCAGCAACAUACGCUUAUGCAUCAAGAAAGUAAAACGCAUCAGUGUUUGCAUUGUGACCAUAAGAGCUCAAACUCGAGUGAUCUGAAACGACACAUUAUUUCGGUCCACACAAAAGACUAUCCUCAUAAGUGUGAUAUGUGUGAUAAAGGCUUUCACAGGCCUUCGGAACUGAAAAAACACGUGGCGGCUCACAAAGGUAAAAAAUUGCAUCAGUGCAGACAUUGUGACUUUAAAAUUGCAGAUCCGUUCAUUCUGAGUCGCCACAUACUCUCAGUUCACACAAAGGAUCUUCCAUUCAGGUGCAAGAGGUGUAGGAAGGGCUUUAGGCAACAAAAUGAGCUGAAAAAACACAUGAAAACACACAGUGGCAGGAAAGUUUAUCAGUGUGAGUACUGUGAGUACAGCACUACAGACGCCUCAGGCUUCAAACGGCACGUGAUUUCCAUUCACACAAAAGACUACCCUCACCGGUGUGAGUAUUGCAAGAAAGGUUUCCGAAGGCCUUCAGAGAAGAACCAGCACAUUAUGCGACAUCAUAAAGAUGUUGGGCUGCCUUAAAGUCUCUUUCACAGACUUAUGGCUGGAAUUAUAAAGGAAAUUUGCCUUUCAGGCAGUUAGCUUAUUUUAAAGCCAAUCACCUACGAUCACACACACACACAAAAAAAAAAACCACAAAAAAACAAAAACAAAAAAAAUACUGUGCAUUUGAUUUGUUGCUGUAUAAAAAUAGGAUUAUUGCUUGUAGUUGACUUUUAUACCUUUUGUUCAAUAGCGUGUUCUGAAUUCUAUUCAGUUUGUUUAAUAAAUGAAGAAAAGAUGGCAACAAUAAAGUUGCAUUUAAUAAAGUAAACCCUGUCUCUUACUGAAUUUUUCAACCGUAAUAGUUAAUUUAAGUAUAUUUAUCUUACUGAUCUCGUUGAUACUCACAGUGUCCAUGUUAAUGCAGUUUUGUCGUGAAUUUUAAAAAUACAGAAUUUCUCUUGAUGAAAUUGUCAGAGGUGUGUAUAAAAUGGGGAAUUGUCAUGUUGACAGUAAAGUCACUAGGGCCCACCUGAUUGUCCUGUUUUAACUAUACAGACUUCAUGGCAGGUUAACUAUUUUCCGGUUGAGGAGUUAGAAGUCUCACUUUGUGUUUUCAUUCUGGUUUCAGAGAGAAAAAUAUUUUUAGAAAUGGUUUGGGGCGGUUUUUGUCUUUCCUGGGCAAAUUCAAAAUAUGCGCAAAUAUUACAUUUAUUGUUCUGUGCUUCUUUGUCUUUGAAAGGUUUUGUGUGUUACAAGAGUUGGGUUUUUUCCACUUUAUUCCUGUCUUAAAUGUUGGAAACAUGAAAUACUCUUGUUCCAUUUGCAGAGUUAACAAUAGAUCACAACUGUCUGUAUGUGCUGGUAAACGUACCUCAAACUUUAUGCUUUUAUGUAUGUUGGUAUUUCUUUGAAAGAGCAGUUUGUGGUUCAAGUCACAUUUUUAUUGUUAAUUGUUUUAGAAUAGAAUUUAAGACCAAGAGGUGCCUCAGUUUUGGAAACCAGGUAUUUACAGUGAGAGCUUAAGAAGGGCCUGGAGUGGAGCAGAUGAGUUCAUAAGGAGUAGAGAUGUUGUAAUGUAGAUGUCCUUAAUAAAAAAAGUAUCUUAUGAUAGAUGCAGUUCUGUUACUAAAUGAAAUGUUUUUCCUGAGCCAUUAGUAGCUGUGUUCAGUGGCUGUUUAAUAAUUAGUACUGUAUCCAGAAUUAACCCAGUUCUUUCAAUCUGUUUAUAAACAGCUGGGAGAACAUUACAAUUAUUAGAUGCAAUUUUGCCACCUGAAGACUGUUAUAAAAUAGCUCCAUAUCAUUUGCUAAUUGCAGUGUAAAUGUACCAAGCACAAAGUCAUGUACUUUAACAACAACCUUGGAGCAAAAAACCCAAACCGUUUUAAUUACAGGCCAGAUUUUAGGACAUGGCCCUGCUCCCCUUGCUCGAAUUCUCAUCCCAGCCACUGAUGAUGGAUUGCAGAAUUCAGUCCUGGCUGCCUGCCAGAUUAGGAUAGAUUUGUAACCAACAAUUCCCUAAUGGAAAGGCUGCAGCGACUGGACCAGUGUUAAUUCCUGUUUCUAGGCAGGUGAAUUUCCAGUUGAACUCAAACAGGAAUUUUAGUGAUAGUUUCAAGUUUGGGGUGAGAGAGGGACAAAGGUUUCCUUUCUGGAUGUGCAUCUUCUAGGCCUUUUGUAAUUUGUCUUGUUACCAAGCCCUGCCCCUACUGCUCAUCCCUGCUGUCUCACUGUAAGCUGGAAUUCUUGUCUGUAGUGUGCAGUUCAGGAGAGUCCGAUGCCAUGUCACUGCCUGUGCUGUAGGAUGGUUUUUUCUUUCUUUGCCUGCUUGCAGUGCCCCAGACUUGCUGGGUGCUCUUGUGUAAUAUUGCUCCUACAUGACUCUAGCGUGUAAUUCCUGGCCGUGCUGCAUUGUGCCUUCCUUGAAAUCCCCGCUGAAGCCAGUGGAUUUCCUCCGUGGCCGUAGUGUCCUUUGCCUGCUGAUGCCAAACCAGAUGCAGUAAAACCCAGCAGAGAUUCCCACUCGCUUCUUGCAAAAUACUUGCCUGUGACUACUUUUUUUUUUUUUUCCUCUCUUAUGUUCAAGCAUUUUCUAACUGGAAACCUGGAAAGUGUACAAAAUCUGCAAAAAAUCCCAUAGUAGUGCUGAGGAUUUUAGCCAUUUUGAACUUUAUUUUUUUAAAUAAGCUGAAAGACAAAGAACACAAUUUUACGCAUUUUCUUUCUCUUACGUAGCCUGGAAUCAUACACACUUUUUUUUUUUUUUUUUUUUUUUUUUUAAAGCACAAUGUUGAAACUUUUUUUUUAAUAAUUAAGGGUUUGGUCAAGUGGAUUUUGUAAAAUGUAUUUGUCUGUAUAAAGAGAAAAUGAAGUUAUAGUUAUUGUUAAUGUACUGACAUUAGUUACAGGUUAGUUUUAAUUCUUAAAUAAUUUGCUUAGCAAAUGCUAUAAAGUGGAUGUUUCAGUUUAAUGUUUAAAAAAGGUACAGAUUUUUACAAGGACAUAAUAUAAAUUAUUGUUCUGUAGAAAAUACCCUGUUAAAUAUUGUAUAUGUCCUUCCCUCUGUACACUUUGUAAAAAAGACAAAAGAAAAAAACAAAAUACAUAGAACCAUAUAGGGAUGUGUGACAUUAUUGUAAUUGUGUACUUGAUAAUAACGUGAAAAAAUAAAAUUCAAAAUAUUUUCCUUUUAA
Molecule: messenger RNA, 8726 nt
Organism: Onychostruthus taczanowskii (white-rumped snowfinch)
Lineage: Eukaryota; Metazoa; Chordata; Aves; Passeriformes; Passeridae
Gene: ZFX
Product: zinc finger protein X-linked
Exons: 8
Coding region: 3685-6069 (794 amino acids)
Biological process (GO): regulation of DNA-templated transcription
Cellular component (GO): nucleus
Molecular function (GO): metal ion binding; DNA-binding transcription factor activity, RNA polymerase II-specific; RNA polymerase II cis-regulatory region sequence-specific DNA binding
Source: RefSeq, a predicted model, not a curated record